This is a messenger RNA of Stereum hirsutum FP-91666 SS1, 3212 nucleotides long. Its product is annotated as HECT-domain-containing protein. Gene Ontology annotation, molecular function: ubiquitin protein ligase activity; protein binding. Gene Ontology annotation, biological process: ubiquitin-dependent protein catabolic process. NCBI's taxonomy places the organism in Eukaryota, Fungi, Basidiomycota, Agaricomycetes, Russulales, Stereaceae. Bases 165 to 2786 code for a protein of 873 amino acids. The record is from RefSeq and is a predicted model, not a curated record. The transcript has 9 exons.
GGCGGUUUCGUCCUUGACGCCUUCCACCACCGGCCAGCGUCUCCUCGCCAGACCCCCUUCUUUCUUCACAACCACCAUCGUCUAACAUUCUCGACUGUGUUGAGGGUCGUACCAGUCAGGAUUCCGCUUUAUCUCCCGAAUUUUGACUCGGAGAUCUUGCUACAAUGGCUUCAUCAAAUGCGACCAGCAACCAUGAGAGGAACAUUAGGAUCACAGUACUGGCUGCGAAUGAUCUCGUCAAGCGUGAUCUCUUUUCUCUCCCGAACCCGUUCACCACCAUAUCGGUGGACGAUGUACAUAUGCAGCAGACCUCAGUACUGAAGAAGACUUUGUCUCCGUACUGGAAUGAGACGUUCGACGUUGCUGUGCGACCGUCAUCGACCCUUUCCCUCCAGAUUUUCGACCAUCGCAAGUUCUCCCGAGUAGACCGAGGUUUCCUAGGUGCUGUACAAGUCCAAGUCGAAGACAUACUUAACAGUAGCAAUGUGCAGCAGACUAUGAACCUCAAGCCCGGACCAGGCGACCAAUUUGUCUCUGGAAAAGUCAUGUUUUCGAUUGCCGCGGACGCCCCAUCCAUCCCUUCCGCACCUCGUGCACCGCACCAUCAAGCCCUCGACGCUAACUUAUCACGAUCUGUAUCGGAUUUACGUCUACUCGCACGGUCAUCCGCGACCGACUCUAACUCACCAUCCACGUCGUCCCAACUCGGCAGAAGCGCUACCGCCCGCCCAUCGCCGGCUGAUCCUCAUCAGAAACCGACACCAUCGCUCUCCUUCCUCUCACCCACGUUGCAACCCACCUCCACCUCUUCAUCUCGUCUUUCAUCGUCCCGUUCGCAUUCGAAUCUUAGGAUUAGGCCAAGUACGGCGGACUCUGCCAUCCCAUCAUUGCGAUCCGCGCCUGGAAUGUCUACCCCCACUUCUGCCCGUGAUCGUAUCUCGAUGCCCAUCCCAUCUCCUGCCCUGCCACCUACCGCCCCCACACCUGCUCCAGAGCAGACUACGACGACUUCCCAGGCACAAGCUGAGGUCGAAGACGCCUUACCUCAGGGAUGGGAGCGUCGCUCCGACGCUCGCGGGAGGACGUACUAUGUCAACCAUAACGAGCGCACAACGACGUGGAACCGCCCGUUGUUCACCUCCAACGCAGGCGCCCAAGCAGUCGUUACCCCAGCUUCAGGCUCAGGACCAUCUAGGACAUCAUCGCAGCAACGUCGUGCGCAACCUCCACAAUCUCAGCCCCAGCCUCAGCAACCACACCAGAGCGACAGUCGAUACGUCGACGUCCCUCUUCCUCUGGGCUGGGAAGAGCGUCGUGCGCCCGAUGGUCGUCCAUAUUUCGUCGAUCAUCAUUCGCGCACUACGACAUGGGAAGACCCGCGUCGACCCGUGUUUUCUGCCUCUUCCGCCGCUAGUGCCAGUGCCGUCCCCGGCGACGGCAGCUCUCCUCACCCAUCAGCGGAAGCCCUCGCUACCACACGCGCGGCCCUCGGUCCAUUGCCUAGUGGUUGGGAGAUGCGGAUGACGAGCACGCAGAGGGUGUACUUCGUCGAUCAUAACACGAAGACGACGACGUGGGACGAUCCGAGGUUGCCUUCUGAGGUCGAGGAAGGAGCGCCGAAGUAUAAGAGGGAUUAUAGAAGGAAGGUCGUUUAUUUCAGGAGUCAGCCGGAUAUGAGGAUUAUGGAUGGGACCGCGCCGGGUGCGAGCGGCGGGAAGGCGGAGAUCAGGUUGAGGAGGGGGAUGGUGUUUGAGGAUUCGUUUAGGGCGGUUAUGAGGUUGAAGAAGGAGGAUUUGAGGAAGAGGCUGGUCGUUAGGUUUGAGGGUGAGGAUGGAUUGGAUUAUGGAGGUGUUUCGAGGGAAUGGUUCUUCCUCCUCUCGCACGAGAUGUUUAACCCGUCCUACGGCCUCUUCGAAUACUCCGCCCACGACAACUACACGCUCCAGAUCAAUCCCUUCUCCGGUAUCAACCCCGAACAUCUCGACUACUUCAAGUUCAUUGGUCGGUGUCUUGGGUUGGCGGUGUUCCACCAUCGGUUCUUGGAUGCGUAUUUCGUGCCGAGCUUCUAUAAAAUGAUUUUGGGCAAGAAAGUGACGAUGAAGGAUUUGGAGGCGGUGGAUUAUGAGCUCUGGAGAGGUUUGAGCUGGAUGUUGGACAACGAUAUCACCGACGUCCUCGACGAAACAUUCUCCACCACCGAAGACAACUUCGGCCAACUGCUCACCAUCCCCCUCAGGCCCAACGGAGAAGACAUCCCCGUCACCGAGGUCAACAAGGCAGAGUACGUCGAGUUGCUGGUCGAUUAUAGGAUCAGGAGGAGGGUGGAGGAGCAGUUCGCUGCGUUCAUGGAGGGAUUCGGCGAGGUUGUGCCGUUGGAGCUUAUCAAGGUGUUUGAUGAGAAUGAGGUAGAGCUGUUGAUCGGGGGAAUGUCAGAGAUCGAUAUGGACGACUGGACGAAGUUCACGGACUAUCGCGGCUACGCCAAGACCGACCAAGUCAUUUCCUGGUUCUGGGAGAUCCUCCGUUCCUGGCCAACAGAGCGCAAAGCUCGUCUCCUCCAGUUCACGACCGGUACCUCGCGUGUGCCCGUCAAUGGGUUCAAGGACCUGCAAGGCAGCGAUGGACCGAGGAGGUUCACGAUUGAAAAAAGCGGAGAUGUGAAUGGGUUGCCGAGGAGCCAUACGUGCUUCAAUAGGUUGGAUUUGCCGGAGUAUAAGGAGAAGGAGAAGUUGGAGGAGAGGCUGAGGUUCGCGAUCGAGGAGACUGAAGGGUUCGGUGUCGAGUAGGUGCCGCCGCCACGGCAAUUCUCCUUCGGCUCAAUUAUCACAUACACGCUCUAUCCGGUUCUGUUCCCUGCAUUCUCUCCCUCUAAGGCUUUGUACUCCAUAAUAAUACCUCCGAUCUCCUUGGCUGUCUCUAUAGAACUCUGUCUCCACCAUCUAUCUUCUUUGUAUCAUACACCCGUCGUUCCCUCAUUAUGGUCCCUUUCGUCUAAGGACAAUUAUAUCAGUCCCCUUUCGUCUUUAUACUCGUGCUGGUAUUUGCUUUAUUACAAUCCAUUUUAAUUAUCUCUUUAUCCUGCUUCAGUCUUCGCUCCAGGUCGGCGCCUUCGCCCCUUUUAUCCUACUUGUUUCACGAUCUGCUGCUCUGUAGCCCGGCUCCCUUUGAAAGGCCCCUUUCUUUUAUUCCUUUGCGCGCCUGCUACAGGUUGC